This is a messenger RNA of Mercenaria mercenaria, 6961 nucleotides long. RefSeq lists its product as uncharacterized. The coding region runs from base 42 to 4793 and encodes 1583 amino acids. The record is from RefSeq and is a predicted model, not a curated record. The transcript has 13 exons. Lineage: Eukaryota; Metazoa; Mollusca; Bivalvia; Venerida; Veneridae. Gene Ontology annotation, molecular function: protein binding.
CUUUGAAAGUUGUGAGAUGCCCAAGUACCGAGGUUUUAUUCAUGAAGAAACAUAUAGCUGCCCACUGGACAUCCAGUAUAGAUUCCAAUAUUUCGUCUGUCUGGUACGAGGUGGGGAUAGUUAGAAAUAACAGUAAAAAUGGUAUGGUUAGUGAGCUUGAACGUGAAAGUGGCAAGAUACAUGUAUUUCAAAAUAUGAAAUUGUAUCCUUCUGUUGCUUACAAAUUUGCUGUAAAACUCUGUACAAAACAAAAUUGUCUCAGUGCAGUUUACUCAGACAUCUUCUAUAUAGAGGCGGAUCAACCAAUUGGAAAUAUUGAAAUUGCCGAACUAGAUCAGUCCUUCAACAAAACAUGUUUCGACAUCAAAAUGACCUGGAUGAACUUUACAACAGAGAGUAAAAUAUUGUUUUAUCAAUGGAGCAUAAGUAAAGACAUGGAAGCAGCACACAUCGUCACAUCGUGGAAAACAGUUCAACCGAUUGAUGAAAAUAUGAUACACGAGUGUCUCUAUGUGCAGCCUCACGCUUACUCUCAUUUAUUUGGCUGUGUCAAAGCAUAUUCCUUAGCUGGCAGUAGGUCAAUGGCAUGUACGGCUUUUGUCGUACGGAAUCGUUGGACAGCCUAUAAAUAUGUUGUUUAUGAUUUGAAUUCGUCUGCUGAUACAUGGAACUUCGUUUUAAGUAUGGUGCAUAGUUCAGACAUUAGUGACACUGCACGCAGUACUCUUCAUGACAUUGAUAUAGAUAUCACACCGGCAGAAUGGACAGUUGCAGGUGCCGUAAUGGGUACUUACGGCAGAAAUGUUACUUGGUAUCUUAUGACCUCAAAACACGUGCCAACACAUUGCUCUCACAACGAAGAAUGUUAUUAUUCCACUGUUACAGACACUGGCUAUGCGGAAUUUCCAACGAAUACAAUCAAAACGAACGAACUUUAUUACAUUUGCGCUUACUCUAACGAUACACUCCUGCAUUUGGAAGACUACAUGGUGUCUCUAGAUGAAUUUUCAUCAUGUAGUAAUGGUUUCAUCAAAGACAAUACGCCUCCUAUGAAUCCAAAAAUGGUGGUUCGUGUCUCAAACCAAAACGGUUACAUUACAGACACGUCAAGACUGAUUAUACACUGGGAUGUCUUUGCUGAUAAUAUUAAUGCCAGUGUAUUUGGCUACCCAGAGAAUAUUCGUGCAUAUAGUUAUGCCAUAGGUAGUAGUAAGGGAGAAGACGACAUUAAACAAUUUUCAGAAGUCGGACAUUCUACUGUUGUUGUUGCUCAAGAUGUGAAUAUAAGAGACGGUUUUCCAUUAUACGUAACGGUGAAAGCAUUUGAUUACGUCGGUCUUGAAGGUGUAGCGUUUUCAACAAAGUUUAUUGUUGAUACAACUCCACCGGUACCAGGGCGCAUUCUCAUAGAGCCUGAGAUGUCCGACAUAAACACUGUCACUUUUAUAGACCGUGCGGAUCUCUUCCUACAUUUGACCGAGUAUACAGACGAUGAAAGUGGACUUGCUUAUUUCGAGAUUGGUGUUGGAACUCAUUUUUUUCUUAAUAACAUUAUGUCAUUAACCAAAUACGAUACGAAUGCGGUGCAUCUAAAACUCGGCGGCAGUGUAUUUGAUGGAUGCACAUACUUUGUAAACGUAAAGGCUGUCAAUAAUGCAGGACUUUCAAGUACUUUUGUAACUGGGAAAAUAGUAAUAGACCGAUCCGCACCAACAGGUGGCCAUGUGAUUGACGGGGAUUCUUCGAAACAGGUAGACGAGGAUUUCAUCAAUGAUAUCUUUAAUAUUGGAGCACAAUGGAGAGGAUUCGUGGAACCUCACACUGGAAUUCACCACUAUCGGUGUGGGUUUGGUACAAAGCCAUACGUGGAUGACAUUUGUAGUUUUAUCGAUGUCGGUUUGAGGGAAAAUAUAACAUGGACCGGUCCAUUCGUUUCUGGUCAGACGUACUACACUACUGUAGAAGCCUGUAAUCACGCUGGGCAGUGCCGUUCAAUGUCUUCAGACGGCGUAACACAGGACAACUCACCUCCUAUUCCAGGAGUGGUAAGAAUUGGAUCAGAAGAUUUUCAUCACAAAUAUUAUGCACAUACUAACUGGCUCCAUGUUCACUGGGUGGGUUUUGAAGAUCCACAGUCGCGAAUUGAUCAUUAUGAAGUUUUUGUUGGAACUUCGAUAGGAGAAUGUAAUAUCAUGCAGAAGUUUAAUACUGGGCUGAAAACAAAUAUCAUUAAAACAGAACUUCAUUUGCCAGUAAAGACAAACCUUUAUGCAACCGUAACGGCUUAUAAUAAAAUUGGAAUGAACGUUUCCUACACAUCAGACUCAUUCCAAAUUGAUGACAGAUCACCAGUAGUUGAACAAAUACCUCGUUUUAUCAACCCUUUAACAUUUGACGAAGAGCCAGUUGUUCAGUGGGAAAAGUCAAUCUUAAAAAUGUCAUGGUUGUUCAAAGAUCAAGAAAGCCCGAUUAUAAAUCAUAGAAUUUCACUCUACACGCACCACGAGGGUCAUACUCCUGUCGAAUAUAUAUAUGUAGGAUCGCAAAAUAAUUUUACAAUAAAUCUCGCGCAUAAAGAAUGGUUGCACAAUGGUGAUAUUUAUUAUGUUAAGGUCACUUCUUGCAAUGCCGCAAGUCUUUGCAGUGCGUCACAGUCGGCUGAUUUACUUAUAGAUACAACUCCACCCCAUGUCGGGGGUUUCAAACAACCUUUAAAGUGGACUAAUUAUAAAGACGCCCUGAAUGGAACUGACACAAAUUUAACUCUGACAUGGUAUGGAUUUCAUGAUCAAGAAUCACAUAUCAAAAGCUUUUACAUAACGGUUAGUAGGUCUUAUAGCGGACAGGAAUUAACUGGGGGAACCUUUACUUUCAACACCGAAAAUAUAACAAAUGAAUAUACAUGUGAGGUACCUCUUGUUGAGAAUAUUUUUCAAGAUGAACUAUUAAUUCUGUCAAUUUGGGCCGAAAACCAAGCUGGGCUCAUGAGUUCUGUCGCCCGUAUUUCAGUGUAUGUUUUAUCUGAAACGACGAAUAAUGACGAAAGUUUAAAACAUGGAGCUCUUGAAAUCGAGAAACAUUCUUGUGAUAUUCAUUUCUGUAAUAAUGACUGCACAUGUGCAGUAUUCGGUCAACCAUGCAUUUACUUCGAGUCCAGUUUAAUUUGCAAUGAAAUCAAUUCAUCAGUUGUGAAUUCUCUUGGAUACCCAACUGUUGACGUGCGAUUUGGGUACACAUUUGAACAGAAUCAAACUGUUACAGCGUCAUCGUCAUGUUUGUCUGGAACCUGGAAAUCCGUAAAUAGUCUACAUAAUGCUAUAGAACGGUAUGAAUGGAGUAUUGGACUGGCAGGUCAGCCUAUCGGGGAGGGAAUAUUUGAUCUGAGAGCAGAGCAACCAUGGAAUGAUGUUGGAAUUCGAGAGGAAAUAACACAUUGCUUACCAGUAAAUCGGAGUUUAAUACAUUCAGAAAGUUAUAUUCUUUAUAUACGUGCAUGGUAUAGUCAUGACGAAUAUGCAACGUUCACGUCCAGACCAAUUAUGAUAGACCAGUCUGCGCCGGCUGUAACAAGAGGGAAAUUUAUUAAAGAUUCAGAUGUUUCAUGCAUCCUAGAUUACGAUUUCAUAGAUUGGACACAAAAUAUCACAGCCUGCUGGUCAGGGGUAUUUAGUGAACAACAAGGAAGUAUCACCCAUUACACCGUUGCCCUUGGAACACUACCAAAUGCUGAUGACGUUUUUCCCAAAACAGAUGUUGGUCUAGCUAGUGAUAUCACACUACGGAAAAUGUCUUUCACACAUGGGACAAAAUACUUCUUCACAAUUACAGCCUAUAACACCGCUGGACUCAGUACUAGUCUCGCAUCUGAUGGUUUCUUAGUUGAUACAGACGACCCAAUAGAAGGCAUUGUUUAUAACACUAUUCAUAUGCAAAACAAAGAAUUCCAGUCUUCAGAUUCUAGUAUAAGUAUAUCUUGGACUGGUUUUACUGAUCACUUUUCUGGAAUAUAUCGGUACCAAGUCGCUAUUAGUGACACCGAUAACAAAGAAGCUUUCGAAAAUCUUAUUUUCGCACCUGUUGGCCUUAACACUUUUCAUACGUUUAACAAUAUUGAUUUAGAACAAAACAAAACUUACUACGGAGUCGUCAAGGCAUCAGAUGCCGCUGGCCACUUAAGUAACGUGGCUGCUUCACCUGGUACAACGAUAGAUGGAACUAAACCUACUGGCAUCAAAUGCAAUGAUUUUAGAUACAAUCAGAAUGGCACAUUUGUAUUCAACGGAUCAGGGGACUCCACGGCUGAGUUGAUGGUCAACGUUUCAAAGAAUGACUUGAUUCGUGUUUCUAUGAGAGUUGAUAGUGCCGAUGUUCAUGCAAAAAUGAUUAUAGGAGUUGGGGUCGAAACUACCUAUCUCGGUGGGCUGCGCCUUCACAAUGGACAGAUAGAAUUUAAGUACAAAUUCUUUGCGCAGGACUCACCAGAAACAAAGAUUACCUUCAGAGUUGCAUCGAAAGAAGAUUCAAGACUGACCGUUUUCGUGUAUCGAUGUAAAACCUUUGAGGCUGAUGAUCAAAAUGCAGUUUCCGUCACGCAAACGGGACUUAGUGUCUUGAACAUAGACAUGUCUGUAUUUGACAAGGAAAGUAACAUAUGCUCGCUUCGGCUAGGCGUUGGAACGACUCCUGAAGGGUUUCAAGUGCAGUCUUUAACAACAUUUCACCAAAACAUCAAUCAUGCAAUCGUUACAGCAAACAUUGAUCAUGGGAGUCCAAUUCAUGACUGGAAUUGCUGAAAACUGUGCUGGCCUUGGAUUAAUAUUUGAAGCUGGACCCAUUAUAAUGGACCAUACUGCACCUUUCAUUAAUGAUGUACAUACGUCGAUCAAAGUGCACUCCUUUCCCAGUUUGAAUACCACAUCGGAACAUUAUUUUUCUAUUGAAACUUCAUGGCAAGCAAAAGACUUCGAAAGCGGUGUUAAAUAUUGUUUUUGUGCCAUAGAAACUCAUCCUGGAGUUCAAGAUGUUAAACCGUUUUGGAUUGCAAACUCUCAGUCUUUCUGCCUUUCCGGAUACUUGAAACUUGCAGAUGUUUUAACAGUCAUUGUCGAAGUCAAAUGUGUGAACAACGUGGAGCUGACAUCACUUCACACUACCAAUCCACAAGCUAUAACAUUUGAUCCUCCGAGCACUAAACGGGGACAUGUGUAUAUUUUGCCGUCAGACAGUGAUAACAUUGCAUUAAACACUAAUCUAAAGACAUUCUUACAGACGAGCAAAAGCACUGUCAAAAUUGGCUGGUCCGGCUUUGAAGAUGUAUCUUAUUUUAGUUUGUAUGAAUACCGUUUACUAAUGAGUGGAAAACAGGUAUUUUCCUGGCAGAAAGUGUCCACACGGGAUGUUAUUACCGUGUAUGGUCUGAAUCUUGAUGCAAGAAGUAGCUAUACUGCCGAGGUAAAAGCGACGAACAAAUACGGUUUGACUAGCGAAAUUAUUGCAGCAAAGGUUACAGUUCUUGAAGAAAAACCAAGGCUAUCUGGAAAGUCCAUAUCUGUCAGCAAACAAGGGAAUCAGAUGACACUAAAUUGGAGCCAGGUGUUUACCACAUUCGAAGGGAUUCCUGUUUCGUAUUCGCUGGUUAUAGGUACUAAGAAGGGAUUCACGGAUAUCGUCGAUAUCGUAGACGUUACAGCAAGUACGACAACUGUCACAGUGCCAAGGUCGACAUUGGUUACACCGAAUCCGACUCACCUUUUCAUUACAAUUGCAUGUUCGUUUCCAUUCGGGUUUGUCGAAUUGUAUGAAAAGACAUACACAAUUUAAGAUUUGUUUUCUUAUUAAAUUGUCUCCCUUCUGUGCGUAUUUGAAGAUGAUAUAUGUUAAAAUCUUUAUGCUAACAUUUAUAAUUAUUAUGGAGUGUUUAAAAUGUUAAGUCAUGAAUUGUAUUGGGAAAUGAUUCACAAAUCGACAUAAACUUGGACACAAAUUUUGAAAACAUGAUUCAAAAUUGAGUAUAAAAAUAUUUGUUAAGCUUUUUUAGUUAAGUUUUUAUCAUCAUUGCAUUUUUCUAGAAACUGCCUUUAAAUAUAAUUUGACACAUUCUGGUGUAGUGCCCUUAUAUAUUAAACAGAAAUGUACAGGAAUAUGAUGUGGUUCAUUGUAACUUCUAAUAUAACAUUUAUUCUGACAGAAGUAUAAAAAUAAACGGACAAUAGAUAAACCUUGGUAUAUCUAGCCUAAAUUCUGUCUAUGAAGAGCUGAUGUAGUGAUAGGUAAUGUGACAUUGUGAACCAGAGGCAAAGGUGCCUUAAAUUAACAUUGCUAUCGUAAUUGUAUGUACCAGGGUCGAUGAAUAAAUACGUAGACUCUUUAACUUCAAAACUAGUCAAUAAAGACGUCUUUAGUUUAUUUCAUUUUUAAACGUACUGUCACUGCAGCCAGCGUCAGCGACGUUUUCAUAACGUCAACUCUCUUUACAUUUCUUUCAUAAUGUAAUGAUGUUUUUAAAACUAUUGAAAAUAUACUGAUCUGUGAGUAAAACUCAGUACAUCAUUUAUAGAAUAAGAAUAUUCAGUUUCAACAAGAUAUAACCAUCGGUUAUUUAUCUGCAGCAUGUAGAUAUUGGUAAUAUCACUUGAAAAUGUUUUUUUAUACAGAAAUUCAAUGGCUGGUUGUGUUUUACUAAGAGCAUGUACUAAUAAAUGUUUUGCUGAGAUAUAUAGAUGUUUUGUGACGUCAUUUGUAUUCAAGACCACGUAAUAUUUUCCUAGACAAAAGGUUAUUUGUCUUAAAAUUGUCUUUUAGAUUUAUGGAGACAUCACUCAAACAUUAUAAAACAUAUUCGCGAUACGGUUUUGACUGUUUUUGCAGAAAGUAACUUUAUAUACAGUUAUGGCUGUUUUAGAUUUAAGACGUCAAAACGUCGACUGGGUCGCUAAAGCGUUGCUAUGGGUUAUGUGAUGUG